Penicillium longicatenatum is the source of this 1389-nucleotide messenger RNA. Its product is annotated as CaiB/BaiF CoA transferase family protein. NCBI's taxonomy places the organism in Eukaryota, Fungi, Ascomycota, Eurotiomycetes, Eurotiales, Aspergillaceae. The annotation marks the transcript as partial. The transcript has 6 exons. Gene Ontology annotation, molecular function: catalytic activity. The record is from RefSeq and is a predicted model, not a curated record.
AUUCAGCGAAAACCUUUCAAUGUCAGUUGUUCAACAGUGAUGGUAGCUGCAAUGUUGUCCUUUGGUUUACCACGCUUAUCGACUCUGGGGAGGACAGCUCCACUGCUCGGUCGCUUAAGGUUACAAUGUACAAUUCGUGGAAUUGCUACAGGAGCCAAAGCUGUGGAGACAAAAAAGCUACCACUCACAGGUGUGCGCGUACUGGAUAUGAGUCGGGUCCUCGCAGGGCCAUACUGCACACAAAUUCUGGGUGAUUUGGGAGCGGAGAUAAUUAAGAUUGAACACCCUGUUCGAGGCGACGAUACCCGUGCCUGGGGCCCGCCCUUUGCAGCAUACACCGACGGUCGUGCUGGCAAUGGCGAAAGCGCAUAUUACCUUUCUGUCAAUCGUAACAAAAAAUCACUCGGUCUCUCUUUCGCCCACCCAGAAGGUGUCGAGAUCCUCCACCAGCUCGUGCGAGAGUGUGACGUGGUAGUAGAGAACUAUCUCCCUGGCUCUCUCAAAAAAUACAAUCUUGACUACGAAGCUUUGCGCCAGAUAAACCCGCGCCUUAUUUAUACCAGUAUCACGGGAUAUGGCCAGACAGGUCCUUACAGCAACCGACCAGGCUUUGAUGUGAUGGUAGAGGCGGAGUUUGGGCUCAUGCAUUUGACUGGUACUCGGGAUGGACCACCUGUGAAAGUCGGAGUUGCCGUUACAGACUUGACGACAGGUCUUUAUGCAUGCAACUCCAUCAUGGCGGCUUUGCUGGCACGGGCGAAUACGGGAGAGGGACAGCACCUUGAUGUGUGCUUGAGUGAUUGUCAGGUGGCAACGCUUGCUAAUAUGGGAGAGUCGGUAUUGAUUAGUGGGAAGAAGGAUUCUGGGAGGUGGGGGACUGCUCAUCCAUCCGUGGUUCCUUACCAAGCAUUCAAGACAGCUGAUGCAGAUAUCUUUGUCGGAGGCGCCAACGACCGUCUAUUCGGAAUUCUGUGCGACAAACUUGGUAGGGCGGAGUGGAAGACCGACCCACGAUUUAUCAGCAACAGCGAUCGUGUCCAUAAUCGAUCAGAGCUCGAGUCACUGAUUGAGGUUGAGUUGAUGAGGGAAACAACGCAGGUGUGGCAGGAUCGUUUCGAGGGAAGCGGGCUGCCCUUUGCGGUGGUGAAUGAUGUUCAAGGAACGAUGAAUCAUGAGCACGUACGUGCUCGUGGAAUGGUUCAAUCUAUUGACCAUCCUGCUUGUGGACCAAUCAAGGUUAUUAGCCCUCCCGUUAAGUACUCGAAUGCCGAGCCUAGUAUUCGAAGCCCACCGCCACUGCUAGGCGAACAUACCGAGGAGCUGCUGAAGGGCAUUGGGUUUGACGUCUCUCGAAUUGGGGAGCUAAAGAAGAAGGGGGUCGUUGCAUAG